AUGCAAAUAGUAAAAAAUUUUGUUAUCCUAAAACCAACAAUCAGUUACAAAAAUAGUCAACAACUGCUGCUAAGGCCUUCUCAACUUCACUCCUUGCUACAACAAUAUGAGAUCAACACAGCCAAGCAACAGCCCAUUCUGACAGCACUCCCAAACCAGCAACACACUACUAAGCACAGAAUGCAACAUAACAAUCACAUGAGCAUUAUUCCAGCAUCUCUGCUUUACAAGGAAUUGGCUUUAAUCCUUCAAAGGAACUAA
Molecule: messenger RNA, 261 nt
Organism: Ilex paraguariensis (yerba mate)
Lineage: Eukaryota; Viridiplantae; Streptophyta; Magnoliopsida; Aquifoliales; Aquifoliaceae
Source: the annotation of a GenBank genome assembly